CAUCCGGGCCACCAGGAGGCACCCCGGCAUCCCAGGCGUGUUUCCCACCAAAGAAGAAGACGCCGAUAUGAUGGACUAACAAGCUGCGGAGCUGCUUUCUGCGAUGGAUCACGGCCUUCCAGCCAAGCGCAGCUUCUGUCCUCUGGGUGUAAAAUGCGUGCAGAGCAGCAGAGGAACAAAGGACACCAGGAUGGAGGUCCAGGAAGAGGAGGCAGCACCUGGCUCAGGACAUGCUGGGCUAAAUGAAGACGCGAUGGAAACCAGCGAGUGCAGCGACGCAGAGCUGGGACAGCUGGACGUGGAUCUGGACAGGAAGUCCAGACGGCACAACCUGACGUCCAGGAACGUGCGCGCCAUCCUACACGAGGUGAUCACACACGAGCGUGUGGUGGCCAUGAUGAAAGCCGCCAUCAGAGACACCCAGGAUCUGCCCAUGUUUGAGCCCAAGAUGACCCGGUCCAGACUGAAACAGGCUGUACAGCAGGGACAGCGCCUGAACUGGGGCCUUCCAGCUGUGAGCGCGCUGAAGCCGCCUCAGUUCGUUGACAUCGAUCUUGAGGAGGAUGAAGACUCCUCUGAUGAAGAGUAUUGUCCUGAUGCUGAAGAGGAGGAGGAGGACACGGCCGAGGAGAUGUUUCUCAGUGAUGCUGACAGCCUUGCCUCACCUCCCAGAACCCACGCUUGCCCUCCACAUGAACUUCCCGAGCAAAAGACUCAGCAACCUGUGCAGAGUGUUGCAGAUCAAGUGAGGAGCGCUUCCUGUUGUUGUUCCUCUGAGAGUUCCUUCCUUGAGAGACUAAAUGCUGUGGAAGAGGAGCUAAACUGCAGCUCUGCUUUCACCUUUGACCAGACCCUGGAACGAAAGCCAGGAGCUGAUGAUAACGACGGUAACAAAGGAUGUCUGGCGUUCCGAACACGCUCCAAACUUCCUCUGGUCAACAUACCUCUGGAUCAGCUGGAGGCGGAGCUUCUGGCCCCUGACAUCACCGCUGACAUGUACGACCAGAGCCCAGCCCAGCUGGAGGAGGACCGUCACUGGACCAAGUGGCUGCAGGGUCUCAUGGCCCCUGGACCUGAAGAUGACGCUGAUGAUGACGAUGAUCCCGAGUACAAUUUCCUAGAUGACCUAGAUGAACCAGACGUGGAGGACUACAGGACGGACCGAGCUGUCCAGAUCACCAAGAAGGAAGUUAACGAGCUGCUGGAGGAACUCUUUGAAGCUCUCCAGGAGGAAGAGGCUCCAGCUGAGGAGGAGGAGCAGGAGGCCCCAUCAGUGACUGCUCCUAAGUUUAACAUCCCCCAGGCUUUACGCUUUGAGGCUCCGUUAGCCGGGCUGCUGACAGAGCGACGGCAGGCGGUCAGGAAGCAGUACGAGGCUGUGCAGCAGAGGAGAGCUCUGCAGGACACCACCAACCAUCUGCGACACGGCACAAAGGAUUCGUGCGCUCCUCCGCCUAACGCUGUGGUGUCUGUCGUGGUUCUGGGGAGCCAGACCGGCCCCGCCCUCUACCUGGACCACGCCCAGAAACUGCAGCUGCAGCAGCAGGUGCAGCAGCACGUGCAGCUGCUGACUCAGGUUUACCUGCUGAGCAGCCCAAGCCCCGCCCUGAACCACCAGGCGCACCUGGCCAAACGCUACCUGGAGGAGCUGCAGCACUUUGCCAGUCGUCGGGAGCAGCUGCGUCUCCCCAGCAGCUUCAGAGCGUGUAACCUGCAGGGGGCGCUAGAUCUUCUUAAGGAGGUGGAUCAGAGAGGGCGGGUUCCACCCGGCCGUCCCGGUCCUGCAGCGUCCAAACGGCUGCUGCCAACAAUGACUCCGACUACCAGCAGUCACGCCUUCCCGCUGCUGCCCGCUGACGCUGCCUGGCUGCUGGCGACGCAGCCGGUCUUCCUGUACCCAGAACUGCUUCCUGUGUGCAGCCUGGACCCCGCCUCACACAGCAAACGUCAGCGCAGACCUUACACAGCAGCGGAGGACGGGCUGAUUGUUCUGGGUCUGAAGCACUUUGAGGGGGCGGUGCGGCCCGAUCAGCUGAUCAGCUCCUACCUGCUGCGUAAAAGUCGAUGGAGCAUCAGGAAACGCAUCCGUGAGAUGAGCGGUCCCAGAGCGCCACAGGACAGCGUGAUUAAGAUGUUCAUGACCCAAGGAGUCGUUCCUCCGCUGCCUGUCGCCUGCAGCAGGGUCUAUCCAGAAGAUCAGCGCCCCCCGGUGGACAGAAACACCCCCAACAUGCCAAAAUGGCUGAAGAACAGUCAGCCAAUCAUCCACAAGGCUCGACUGCACGGCUCUCGCUACCCCCUGCACCCCCCCCCGGGCUGCACCCUCCGGCUCCACCCCUCUUACAUAAGUAAGUCCCAGGUGCCUCGGCGUGUCCACAGGCGCCUCUUCACCCUGGCCCACAAUGCAUCUCUGCUUCCCCUCGCUAAAGCCCCAACAGAGCAACCAGCGGAGCGGCGGCCAAUCACCCGUCUGUCCCCUCCUCCUCCCGGAGCGGCGCUAACAUCUGACCCCCCCGCUGGGUCAGGAGCGCCAUCUUUGGUGUUGCCUUCAGUCUGCAGGACCGUCCCAUUGGCUGCCGUCCAGCCACGCCCCUCCCACUCCACCUGUCCUGGUGUCCCAGGGUCUGGCUGUCCUGUUGGACAGACGUCUGCAACCCCCGUAAUGCCUUGCUCAGCAGCUUCCCAGGAACCGGGCUACAUUGUCCUGCAGAUGGCGUGGACACCUGCAGCCUCCCAUCAGGCCUUGGGGCCCGGGGCCCUCAGAGCAGCCAAUCAGGAACAGUCACCCUGUGAAGAAGGGUGGACAGCUAAGGUAGAGGACAGCUCGUCUUCAUCACUGAGUCCAACGUCGUCUGGUGCAGGAGACGAGGAGGAGGACUGGUCUGGGGGCAUGGUUGGUCUCAAAGGAGGAGGAGGAGGAGGAAACGCGGAGGGAGGCGAGCCGGAGAGGACUGAGGACGGGGGGGACCAGGAGAAGGAGGAGACGGACGGCGAGGGGGAGGAGGAGGAGCAGGGGGGAGAAGAGGACGACGGAGGAAGAGACGGAAGGGGAGGAGAGAGAGAGGAGGAUGGAGACAAGGACCGCCGUGGUGAUGAAGAGGAGGAGGAGGAAGAUGAUGACGAAGAUGAUGAGGAGGAAGACUUUGAUGACCUAACACAAGACGAGGAUGAAGAGGAGGUGAUGUCGUCUGCGUCGGAGGAGUCGGUGCUGUCGGUUCCAGAGCUGCAGGAGACGAUGAAGCAGCUGACAUGGCUAGCGGCGGAGCGGCGGCUCUGCGACGGAGACUCCGAGGACGACCAGUCGCCGACCUCGCAGGAGGACGAGGACGAGGAGGAUGAGGAGGCUAAGGGGGAGGAAGAGCCAGGAGAGGGGCGGAGCUUUAAGACCAGUCUGAGCAAGGAGACGCCGUCUGGAGAGAAGACGCCUAGAGGACGAAGGUGUCCAGGUCGAGGACGAGGUCGCACCCGUCCCCUCCGAGGCUUGGCGAGGACGCGUCAGGAGCGUCUGAGUAAGGACGCCUCCAAGCUGUCGCUGCUGUACGACCAGAACCUUCUGGAGAACGACCCGCUGCGAGAGAGCAAAGACGCAGCGUUUGCCCAGAGCUACCUGAACAGGGUACGGGAGGCUCUGCAGGGCGCGCCUGACCAGGUGCAGGAGUUUGUUUCUCUCCUCAACAAGUUUGAGCAGGUGGGAGAAGGACAGGAAGUGACCCGGCUGUUCAGGAAGCUGCGCUGCCUCCUGGGAGACCAUUCGGACCUUCUGCGGGACUUUGCUGCCUUCCUGCUUCCUGAGCAGGCGCUGCUGUGUGGACUGUUUGAGGAGCAGCAGGCGUUUGAGCGCAGCCGGCGCUUCCUAAGACAGUUGGAGAUCAGUUUUGGAGAUAAUCCGUCACAUUACCAAAAGAUCAUCAAAGCUCUGCAGACCGGGCCGGACCUGAGUCCAUCCAACAUUCAGGAGCUCAAAGCCCAGAUGGCAACACUCCUCAAAGGCCACACCCACCUGCAAGCUGAAUUCUGGGUGUUUUUUGAUGAUCUCCGCCCACCGCCGUCUCGGCCUGAGCAGUUUGAAGAGGCUCGCCUACCGGAGGAGGAAGGUGUGGAGGGAGGUGGCCAGAUGUCAGCUGGGGGGGGCAGUGGUGGCUUUGAGGAAGUAACACUGCCAGACCUGGAAGAGGAAGAGGAUGGACAUAAAAUCCGACCAAUAACAAGCCGGCGCCAGAGGAGGAGGAUGGAGUCCAACCAAAGCUACAAGGGGUCCGAUUGGUCGGAGAAAGACUGGUUCUGUCUCUGUCAUGGUGCAAAGAUCAGUCGACAUCGACGGAAAGGAUGUUCUCGCUGCCAUGGCAACAAGACUUCAGCAGGUGUGUCCAGGGCUCUGAAGAGCUUAGACCCUCUCUACUCCCAGAUGAGGUCCACCAGUGACCAGCCGUGCGACAAAAACCUGGACCUGAAGGGGGCCGAGCUGGAUCUGAGUGGUGCAUCAUGGGAAAACUCUUUCCCGCUGACUGAUGAAAAGGAGGAGGAAGAGGAGCAGCUAAAUGGUGAAGGCAAUGAGGAACUGGGGAGCCCCACAGCAAAGAGGAAGAGAGAGGAGUCGCUCCAUCCACAAACUGUCUGCACCUCCAUCCCCCCCUCGACCUUCAUCACAUCUGCCUCCUCUUCUUCAGAUGCUCCAUCCGUUAGUGUCUCCUCUCCAUCCUCUACUCCUUCUCAGCCUCCUCCAGACCUCCCUGUUUGUGCCAAGAACAUUUCUCUGACAGCAAGUGGAGAGAAAGUGAUCCUCUGGACCAGAGAAGCAGACCGUGUCAUAUUGACAAAGUGUCAGCAAGAAGGAGCCAAUCAGCACACUUUUCAGGCCAUUUCUAAUCUGCUUAGCAACAAAACUCCCACUGAGGUAUCUCAAAGGUUCCGGGAUUUGAUGCGUUUGUUUCGGACAGCGGCUCGUCACACCGCCUCAGAGGAUGAAGCUCCUCCCACUGAACCCACAGCAGACUGACCAAUCAGAACAGUUUUUGGAACUCGCAGGGUGUAGUUUGUAAGGACCAAAUUGUAAAUAUGAAUAUUGAGGUUAUUUGCUGUUUUUAUAAAACUGACUUGUUUUGUAACAGUAAAAGUUUUUUUGUAACA
This is a messenger RNA of Fundulus heteroclitus (mummichog), 5127 nucleotides long. RefSeq names its product gon-4-like (C. elegans) (gene gon4l). NCBI's taxonomy places the organism in Eukaryota, Metazoa, Chordata, Actinopteri, Cyprinodontiformes, Fundulidae. The record is from RefSeq and is a predicted model, not a curated record. Gene Ontology annotation, cellular component: nucleus. Bases 104 to 4996 code for a protein of 1630 amino acids. The transcript has 30 exons. Gene Ontology annotation, molecular function: transcription coregulator activity. Gene Ontology annotation, biological process: regulation of DNA-templated transcription.